Molecule: messenger RNA, 1601 nt
Organism: Bombus impatiens (common eastern bumble bee)
Lineage: Eukaryota; Metazoa; Arthropoda; Insecta; Hymenoptera; Apidae
Product: odorant receptor 4-like
Exons: 6
Coding region: 278-1510 (410 amino acids)
Biological process (GO): detection of chemical stimulus involved in sensory perception of smell; sensory perception of smell
Cellular component (GO): plasma membrane
Molecular function (GO): olfactory receptor activity; odorant binding
Source: RefSeq, a predicted model, not a curated record
UUUCAGUGUUCCACAAUUGUCUCUUAUAAUCAAAUAUGUUGUGUAACUUCGGAAGAUUAAGACCCUCUCCCUAGCCUAGGCAGAAAGUUAGAUUCUAUACCCGUUACCAGUUAGCUAUUCAUUACAAUUACAGACUUUCGCUACAUUGAUGAGUAAUAAUCGAUUUUGAAUUGCUACGUGAAAUGCACGCACGCGAUAUCCCGGGCGCAAACUCAUCGCCCUUACAAUCGAUGCACCUGAACUAUCGUAAACAGUCGUUUACAAUCUGUUCACGAAUAUGUAUCCCUCCAUUCGAAGUCAGACCGAUCAAUCGCGAAAUCCAAAUUACAAGGAAGACAUUAUUUACGUGACGAAACACAAUAAAUGGAUUCUGAAUUGCAUCGGAAUAUGGCCCACUGUGUUAAAAGGCAUGAGUAAAUUUUUGCCAAAACUCGUAAUCGGAUUCAGUAAUCUUAUGCCAUCUUUCAUCAUAGUACAGUGUGUGCUAUACAUUGUAUUGGAAGAAAAGAAUCCUUUAUUGAGACUGAGGUUCUGUUCCUUGGCUUGGUAUUCUUUAAUCAACCUGAUGAAGUAUUGGGCUCUGAUAGCGCGCAAACCGGAUAUCGAAUACUGUAUCAAAUGGAUGCAGACAGAUUGGAAACAGGUAGAGUUUCAAAGAAAUCGUAUGCUUAUGCUAAAAUAUGGAAAAAUUGGUCGAGAUCUGACCAUAUACAGUGCCGUGUUCAUGUACAGCGCAGGCAUGUGCUAUACUACCAUCAUGCAGUAUGGAAUGAGAAUGAGCCUGAAGGAAAAUAAUCGUACCCUCAGAAUAUUAGUGUAUCCUACAUAUAGUGGACUUUUCGACAUCCAAAAAAGUCCCGUAUACGAAAUCGUGUACGUUUUCCAAUGCAUAUACGCAUUUACGUGCAUCUCUGUGACAGUUGGGUGUUGUGGGCUGGCUGCGCUGUUCGCAACACACGCCUGUGGACAGAUUGAUGUCGUUAUAUCUCAAUUAGAUGAUCUGGUCGAUGGAACAUUCUCCAAGAAAAGUUCUAACCCGGACACUCGGCUGAUGGAAAUCGUAAAACAUCACAUAAGAAUUUUAAAAUUUUCUGCAAUGAUUGAGACGGUUCUGCAGGAAGUGUGCUUUUUCGAUUUUAUUGGUACCACGUUGCUAAUAUGCUCGCUCCAAUACCUUUGUAUAACGGAUUUACAACACAAUAAUAAAAUUGGUCUGGCAACAUAUUCGAUGCUACUAAUAGGAUUCACGGUUAAUAUGAUGUUGCUAUGCUAUAUUGGCAAUCUUCUAAUGGAAAAGAGUACUAGCGUCGGAAUAUCCUGUUAUAUGAUUGAGUGGUACCGCUUACCAGGCAAGACAAUGCAAGGUCUCAUUUUGAUCAGCGCCAUGUCGAAUAGCCCGGCGAAAAUUAGCGCCGGCAGAAUAUUUCUUUUAUCUCUGCCUGCUUUCGGAAAUAUUUUGAAGACAUCAUUCGCGUACUUAAAUUUUGUCCGGAAUACCAUUGUGUUAUAAUCUAAUAAUUAUUCGGUUAUUUCCAUGUAUCCAAUUGUAGAAUAGUAAAUAAUGCAAUAUGUUGUAAUAACAUUCCUUGCUACAUAAAUAU